ACCCUGGUUCUAUGGAGUUGUUACUUGUAACAAACUCUGCUCUUUUUACUCACGGUACCUAUAUAUAUCUUCUGAUCUUAAAAUCUAAAUGCAUUGAAUUGAAUCUUUUUCAAUCAAAGCUACUUGUAUACUAAUGUCUUCCCACCGCGAAAUCUCAACGGAUGAGACCGGAAGUUUCGCAAGUUUACCGGACGAAGUGAUCUGCCAGAUUCUCUCUCUUCUUCCCACCAAAAAAGUAAUCGCAGCAAGCAUUCUUUCAAAGAGAUUGCGUCGUCUAUGGAAUUACAUUCCUGCCCUUAACUUCGGCAACAUCAAAGUGAAAACCCUAGCAGAUAAUAACCGUUUCAACGAAUUCGUCGACACUCUUUUGUUCUCACGAGAACGCGCUGGUUCUCAUUCAAUCGACCGUUUCUGGCUCGACAUUGAAUAUGAUUACCCUUACAUUGCUUAUCAUAAAAGCUUUCCCAAUGUUAUCAAUUGGAUUAACUAUGUUGUUAAACAGAAUGUUCAAUUUCUUAAUCUUACUUUCAGUGUUGUUUAUGAUCCUGGUCAUACAGGACCUAAUUUACCUAUUAGUGUUUUUAGUUGUAGAACCCUAGUUGUUCUUAAGCUUCGUUGGUUCAGUGUGGAAGAAGACUCUUGUUUUAAUUUUGUUGGAUUUCCAUCGCUUAAAGCUCUUCAUUUGAAUGAUAUUUACUUUGAUAAAUAUGAAGAUUUUUUGUUGCUUCUAGGUGGAUGUCCUGUUCUUGAAGAUUUGAAAGUGUCUGAUGUGUAUUCUUUUAGAACGGAUCCUUUGGAUUUUGAUAGUUCAAGCUUAAGUAAGUUGAAUAGAGCGUAUAUUAUUGGUUGUCGUUGCGAUUAUUGGGUGAAAGCACUUUCAAAUUUGGAGUAUAUGCGCAUACAGCUUUGGAAGGGCUAUCACCCUACUAACUUUCCUAUCUUCCAUAACUUGACCCACUUGGUGCUUAACUACAACUGGGAUGUAGUUGUAGAAGUGCUCAAUCACUGCCCUAAGCUUCAAAAUCUCGACCUUUAUCAGAAUAUACGAAGCGAUCUAGAUGAGGAUGACUAUAUUACAGAAGAUGACCAAGACAAUUGGGACGAACCAACAUUUGUUCCACAAUGCCUUUCAUCAUACCUCAGAACUUGCACUAUUCGUGACUUUGCAUUUGCAGGCCUACGACGUCACCUUAUGUUAGCAGGAUAUAUUCUAAAGCAUGCAAAAGUUUUAGAAACCAUGAUAAUUUGGUGUAAUAGGGAACGACCUGGAAUAGAAAGUAUAUUGUCCUCAUGCGCAAAGGCCUCUGCAACAUGUCAACUUUCAAUUUAUUGAUAACAUAUAGUAGGAUAUGUAAGUAAUGGUUUCUCUGUUCUGAAUGGUGGCUCAAUGUUGUGAAAUGGUGGCUGUAGCAGCGCUAUCUUUAUUGUUUAGUAGGCAGAAUUUGAAUAUAUUUUAGUUUUGUGACUGCAA
Messenger RNA from Cicer arietinum (chickpea), 1471 nucleotides. Its product is annotated as FBD-associated F-box protein At5g56370-like. The record is from RefSeq and is a predicted model, not a curated record. Lineage: Eukaryota; Viridiplantae; Streptophyta; Magnoliopsida; Fabales; Fabaceae. Gene Ontology annotation, molecular function: protein binding.